Molecule: messenger RNA, 789 nt
Organism: Mizuhopecten yessoensis (Yesso scallop)
Lineage: Eukaryota; Metazoa; Mollusca; Bivalvia; Pectinida; Pectinidae
Product: chondroitin proteoglycan 1-like
Exons: 1
Coding region: 1-789 (262 amino acids)
Source: RefSeq, a predicted model, not a curated record
AUGACAACAGUAGGAUAUGAGGUGUUACCAAUGACAACAGUAGGAUAUGAGGUGAUACUAAUGACAACCAUAGGAUAUGAGGUGAUACUAAUGAAAACAGUAGGAUUUGAGGUGAUACCAAUGACAACAGUAGGAUUUGAGGUGAUACUAAUGACAGCAGUAGGAUAUGAGGUGAUACUAAUGACAACAGUAGGAUAUGAGUUGGUACUAAUGACAACAGUAGGAUAUGAGGUGAUACCAAUGACAACAAUAGGAUAUGAGGUGAUACCAAUGACAACAGUAGGAUUUGGGGUGAUACCAAUGACAACAGUAGGAUUUGAGGUGACACUAAUGACAACAGUAGGAUAUGAGGUGACACUAAUGACAACAGUAGGAUAUGAGGUGAUACUAAUGACAACAUUAGGAUAUGAGGUGGUACUAAUGACAACAGUAGGAUAUGAGGUGAUAUUAAUGACAACAAUAGAAUAUGAGGUGAUACUAAUGACAACAGUAGGAUAUGAGGUGAUACUAAUGACAACAUUAGGAUAUGAGGUGGUACUAAUGACAACAGUAGGAUAUGAGGUGGUACUAAUGACAACCAUAGGAUAUGAUGUGAUACUAAUGACAACAUUAGGAAAUGAGGUGGUACUAAUGACAACAGUAGGAGAUGAGGUGAUACUAAUGACAACAAUAGGAGAUGAGGUGGUACUAAUGACAACAGUAGGAGAUGAGGUGAUACUAAUGACAACACUAGGAUAUGAGGUGAUACUAAUGACAAUCCACUUCGACAUGUCCAUCCCAAAAAAGUAA